UGCACAUGUGUCAAAAUACAGAGCUGUCAAAUAUAAUCGGCAUCAGCAAAUACUCGGAGAAAAGUAGUUUUUCGCAUUGGAGAUUAAAUGCUGAUAACGUAGUCAAUACAUUUGAAAAUUAACUAGUUUAUGUAUUGUGUUUCCCUAAAUAUCAGCACUGAACGUUAUAUUUAUAAUUAAUGAUAAUGUCAUCUCCCGAGACUAAACUAGAGCUCUAUGAUGAUUACGCCUCGGCGACAGAAUCGAUGGAAGGCCAAAUGUCCGUCCCAACCACAAGCCGAAACUCGACAAAUCCUGGGGCGCCCAAUUUCAGCACGCUCGAUGAACCCAUCAAAGAAACAUUCCUUCGCGACGUUAAGGCAGUCGGGCUAAAAUUCUUUCACGUACUUAUACCGAAGGAAAAGAACACACUGCUGCGAGAUUGGGAUCUAUGGGGUCCACUGAUUUUGUGCACUUUUAUGGCGACAAUUUUGCAGGGCUCAGCAGACGAUAUGUAUGACGGGGGUCCGGAGUUCGCUCAGGUUUUUGUGAUCGUGUGGAUCGGAGCGAUGAUUGUCACACUGAAUUCCAAAUUGCUGGGAGGAAACAUAUCGUUUUUCCAGUCGGUUUGUGUGCUGGGGUACUGCCUGACACCCUGUGCUAUAGCACUUCUGCUAUGUAGGAUUAUUCUCGUGGGUGAGCAGACAACGUUUUUGUUUGCUCUGCGGUUACUAGCAGCAGGAACCGGCUUUGGUUGGGCUACUUAUGCAUCCAUCAUAUUCCUAGGAGACAGCCAGCCAGUCAACCGGAAGGCCCUUGCCGUCUACCCAAUUUUUCUGUUCUAUUUCAUCAUUUCGUGGCUAGUGGUAUCCCAUAGUAACGUUUAAUGGUCAAACUCGAAGGGCGCCAAAAGAGCACAGGACCAUUUGCAAUAGGAGAGCAGAGACAAAAUGACGGAAGUUCGGGAGCCACCGGUUUUACCGAAUCGAGUUAAGUGAAAGGUGAUUCUAGCUAAUCCUUCGAAUGUGAUGUAUAUAAAUCUAGUGGCAAAGCUAGGGGUGACUAUUAGUAGCAAACGUCGCCGCACAGCUUGAGUAUGAGUCGCUUUUUAUCAAUCGAAAACAUUCUAUAAUUUAA
Toxorhynchites rutilus septentrionalis is the source of this 1116-nucleotide messenger RNA. RefSeq names its product protein YIPF6. Gene Ontology annotation, biological process: endoplasmic reticulum to Golgi vesicle-mediated transport. Lineage: Eukaryota; Metazoa; Arthropoda; Insecta; Diptera; Culicidae. Gene Ontology annotation, cellular component: trans-Golgi network; membrane. The record is from RefSeq and is a predicted model, not a curated record. The transcript is spliced from 5 exons. Bases 180 to 866 code for a protein of 228 amino acids.